Messenger RNA from Neurospora tetraspora, 1629 nucleotides. RefSeq names its product Endonuclease/exonuclease/phosphatase. The record is from RefSeq and is a predicted model, not a curated record. NCBI's taxonomy places the organism in Eukaryota, Fungi, Ascomycota, Sordariomycetes, Sordariales, Sordariaceae. The transcript is spliced from 4 exons. The coding region runs from base 1 to 1272 and encodes 423 amino acids.
AUGAAGUUCACCUCCACUACCCUCAUCGCCCAAGGCGCCCUCGCCGCCGCCGCCGCGACCUCCGGCGACUUCACCAUCCUCUCAAUGAACGUGGCCGGCCUGCCCGCGAUCCUCAACCCCAACGGCGUCCCAGGAGGCAAGGAGGCCAGCGCCAAAACGAUCGGAAGCAAGUUCGCGCAGUAUGGCUAUGAUGUUAUUCAUAUGCAGGAGGACUUCAACUACCACGCCACAUCUACUCAACCGACACUCACCCCUUCCCGCACCCCCACCUCAGGCGGCGUCCCCCUCGGCUCCGGCCUCAACACGCUCUCCAACCUCCCUUGGCUUCCCGGCUCCUUCCAGCGUCAAAAAUGGAACAAAUCCUCCUGCGCCUCCGAAUUCGACUGUCUCACUCCCAAGGGAUUCACCUUUAUGCGCGUCGCUUUAUCAGGGGCCGCUGCCGACGGGUCCACUGAUGGGAAAGGAAACGAAGUCUACGUGGAUUUUUAUAAGCUCCACACCGACGCAGGAACAGAAAAGGGAGAUUUGGAGGCUAGGAACGAUAACCUACGCCAGGUUAAGGAAAAGAGGUUAACGGAUACUUGGAUCGAACUUCAUCGCGAUGGGGUUUUGCCGAGUGACGGGGGAGUCUGUGGACACCCAGCUGAGAACGCGACUUGCGAGAUUGUGGAUAAGGUUCUUUACCGGAGUAGUCCGUUGGUUAAGCUCGAGCCGACGGGGUUUGAGUACGCUGGUCUCAAGUUCUUGUCUGACGACGGCAAUGUGUUAUCGGAUUAUAACCCCGUUCUAGUGAACUUGACUUGGUCCGCUGGGGACCGGCUCCGGCAAAGCGAGUUCUGGGGGGGCGCGACGUAUGGGAGUUGGUUCAACGAUGUUUCUAUCCUCGAUUCUACGCCCGAGCCGAUCAAAGCCAGGAAGAUUACGUUUCGCGGUGAAAGCCGCUUGGAUUCGGUGGCGCUUACUAUCUCUUACUCCAGCGGCCAGGGAACUACAGAGUUAGUCCACGGAGGACGUGGAGGGUCGGAGGUCUCGCUGACUCUGGCUGAUGGGGAGUUCUGGACCAAGUCCGAGCUCUGUCAGAGUGAGAAGAGUGACAAGACACGCAACUUUUACAUCAAGGCGACGACGUCCAAGGGCAGGACGCUGGAGGCGGGCACGAGGACGAGCGAGUAUAAGGUGUUUGAGGCGGAGGAGGGGUGGCAGGUUGUGGGGUUCUUGGGGGAGAUUGGGGAUGAGGUUGAUUUGCUUGGGUUCAUCUAUGGGAAGAUCUAGAUGAUGGCGUCUUUAGGUAGUGAUUGGAGUGGUGAAGGAGAUUGAUGAUACAGUGGGUAUAAGGAUUAAGAGGGUUAGGCCGCUAGGCGGACUGAUGAAGUCCGGAGGGUUGAAUUGAAAGCUACGAUUGCGCCAUUGGGUAUUUGGAAGGGCGAUUGUAAUGGUUAGGUAUCGAUGUGGAUAGGGGCAACAAAACAAAAAGAAAAGUGAAAAUAGGGGUCCUACUUGGCGCGGGGGUGGAGGGCCGGAGACGGGAGCUGCGCCGGGACGGUGCGCCGUGGGGUGGAGUGAGCCAUCACCGUUUGCCCCCGGAGCUAGUGAUCCUUUGUGAUCCGUGAAGACUGAAUACAAGCAGAC